Cuculus canorus (common cuckoo) is the source of this 1015-nucleotide messenger RNA. It is a transcript of the gene SNRPB, whose product is annotated as small nuclear ribonucleoprotein polypeptides B and B1. Gene Ontology annotation, molecular function: RNA binding. The record is from RefSeq and is a predicted model, not a curated record. Gene Ontology annotation, cellular component: U2 snRNP; U1 snRNP; U4/U6 x U5 tri-snRNP complex. NCBI's taxonomy places the organism in Eukaryota, Metazoa, Chordata, Aves, Cuculiformes, Cuculidae. The transcript has 7 exons. The coding region runs from base 150 to 872 and encodes 240 amino acids. Gene Ontology annotation, biological process: mRNA splicing, via spliceosome.
GCGGGGCGCUGGCGGGGCGGCCGCGUGCGGCGGGCGGAAGCGGCCGGUGCCGCGCAUAGGGGCUUCCGGCAGGGCGGGAGGCAGAGGCAGGAGUGGGAGCAGCAGCGGCAGUACGAGCGUUAGCGCGGGGAGCGCGAGCAGCCGCAGCCAUGACGGUGGGGAAGAGCAGCAAGAUGCUGCAGCACAUCGACUACCGCAUGCGGUGCAUCCUGCAGGACGGCCGCGUCUUCAUCGGCACUUUCAAGGCCUUCGACAAGCACAUGAACCUCAUUCUUUGUGACUGUGACGAGUUCCGCAAGAUCAAACCUAAAAAUUCAAAACAGCCAGAGCGGGAGGAGAAACGAGUUCUCGGUCUCGUGUUGCUGCGAGGAGAAAACCUGGUGUCCAUGACAGUUGAAGGACCACCUCCAAAAGAUACUGGAAUCGCCCGGGUACCUCUUGCUGGAGCUGCUGGAGGACCUGGAGUUGGGAGAGCAGCAGGCAGGGGAGUACCGGCUGGUGCACCCAUGCCACAGGCUCCAGCAGGAUUGGCUGGCCCUGUCAGAGGAGUGGGAGGACCAUCCCAGCAGGUGAUGACACCUCAGGGUCGUGGAACAGUGGCAGCUGCUGCUGCAGCCGCUACUGCCAGCAUAGCAGGAGCCCCGACCCAGUACACACCAGGUCGUGGGGGUCCUCCUCCACCCAUGAGCAGAGGAGCUCCUCCUCCAGGAAUGAUGGGACCUCCUCCAGGCAUGAGACCACCUAUGGGCCCACCAAUGGGAAUGCCACCUGGCCGAGGUGCUCCUAUGGGAAUGCCCCCACCAGGCAUGAGACCACCCCCCCCAGGAAUGAGAGGACCCCCUCCACCUGGCAUGCGUCCACCAAGGCCAUAAGAUAUCCCGUAGUGUACCUUUGGACUGUGAGAAGACGGAUUAAGGGAAUACACCGAGCAGUACCACCUGUCACAGCUUAGCUAUGUAUAUUUUAUAUUUACUGCUUGUAAAGUUUGCCAUUUUUAAUAAAGUUGGAAACCCCA